This is a messenger RNA of Dictyostelium discoideum AX4, 1080 nucleotides long. It is a transcript of the gene mpgA, whose product is annotated as mannose-1-phosphate guanylyltransferase. Lineage: Eukaryota; Evosea; Eumycetozoa; Dictyosteliales; Dictyosteliaceae. The transcript has 2 exons. The record is from RefSeq and is a predicted model, not a curated record. The coding region runs from base 1 to 1080 and encodes 359 amino acids.
AUGAAAGCAUUAAUUUUAGUUGGUGGAUUUGGUACACGUUUAAGACCAUUAACAUUAAGUAAACCAAAACCAAUUGUAGAGUUUGCUAAUAAAGCGAUGAUUUUACAUCAAAUUGAAGCACUUUGCAAGAUUGGUGUAAAUGAAGUUGUAUUGGCAGUAAAUUAUAGACCACAAUUAAUGUCACAAUAUUUAGAACCAUAUGAAAAGAAAUUAGGAAUCAAAAUAUCAUAUUCACAUGAAACCGUACCAUUAGGUACUGCAGGACCAUUGGCAUUGGCAAGAGAUUUAUUAAAUGACGGCGAACCAUUCUUUGUAUUAAACUCUGAUAUCAUUUGUGAUUUCCCAUUUGCAGAUCUCUUGGCUUUCCAUAAAUCUCAUGGUGGUGAAGGUACAAUCAUGGUAACCAAAGUUGAAGAACCUUCAAAAUAUGGUGUCGUUGUUUAUAAAGAAGAAAAUGGUCAAAUCUUAAAAUUCGUUGAAAAACCUCAAGUCUACGUUGGUAAUAAAAUUAAUGCUGGUGUUUAUAUUUUUAAUCCAACAAUUUUAGAUAGAAUUCAACCAAAACCAACAUCAAUUGAAAAAGAGAUUUUCCCAGCAAUGGCAGCAGAUAGUCAAUUAUAUUGUAUGCAAUUGGAAGGAUUUUGGAUGGAUGUUGGUCAACCAAAAGACUUUUUAUCAGGUAUGGGAUUAUAUUUAAAUUCAUUAAAGUCAAAACAACCAGAACUCUUAGCUACUGGCAAUGGUAUUAUUGGACCAGUUUUAAUUGAUCCAUCAUCUGUCAUUGAACCAGGUUGUUUAAUUGGCCCAAACGUAACAAUUGGUCCAAAUUGUGUUAUUCAAGAAGGUACUCGUUUAGUUAAUACAACAGUUUUAGAGGGUACUACAAUUGGUAAAAACUCUUGGAUCAAAUCUACUAUCAUUGGUUGGAACUCUUCAAUUGGUAAAUGGGUUAGAAUGGAAAAUACCUCUGUUCUCGGUGAAGAUGUUCAUGUUUCUGAUGAACUUUACAUUAAUGGUGGUAAAAUUUUACCACAUAAAUCAAUUACUUCUUCAAUACCUGAACCUGAAAUUAUUAUGUAA